GUGAAGAUAUUUCUGCUUGAUUUUUUCAAGUUAUCAUUGGACAGUCGACAAAGAGCACAGAGGAAGCCAAAGAAGCAUUGCAAUGGCUUGCUUAUCCUGCUGCUCAAUUUCCAUGGCCAGAGCUGUGGUUCUUCCCGUUGCUUCUCUUACAGAUAAACCCUCUCCUCAAGAAACUCAGACAAAUUCGAAACCCAAAACAGCAAGAAGAAGGAGACAACGUUUGCGUCAACAAAAGCCAAACCCUCCUUCUAUCGUCCAGAUUGAACGCGCCAUUGGUGCCGGCUCCUUCCGUGACGCUGACUCCAGUGAGUUGGAGGAGGACAGCAGGAAGACGAUAUUUGAUGGGCUGUUGCCUGUUGGUGGUGGUAAAUUUGAAGGAGAAAUCGAGAAGAAGCUCCGGGAGACGGGGGAGUGGAUCGGUUCCACAACUGAAGCAACCUUCCGUUCCUCCGGAAAGACAAUUCUGUUGGUUGUGCUUCAGUGGAUCCUACCGAUUUGGACCAUUUCUCUGCUAGUGGCUUCUGGGGUCAUCAAGCUCCCAUUCACCACACCUCUCAUCGACGACCUCAUCAUGUGAAACCACCGGCUUCAAGUCCUAGUUUCCUUUCAUUAUUUUGGACAUCAUAUCAGUGUAUAUU
This is a messenger RNA of Hibiscus syriacus, 638 nucleotides long. RefSeq names its product probable NAD(P)H dehydrogenase subunit CRR3, chloroplastic. The record is from RefSeq and is a predicted model, not a curated record. Gene Ontology annotation, biological process: photosynthetic electron transport in photosystem I. The transcript has 3 exons. Gene Ontology annotation, cellular component: chloroplast thylakoid membrane; NAD(P)H dehydrogenase complex (plastoquinone). NCBI's taxonomy places the organism in Eukaryota, Viridiplantae, Streptophyta, Magnoliopsida, Malvales, Malvaceae. The coding region runs from base 83 to 577 and encodes 164 amino acids.